AUGGAUUAUGAUCUAUUGAGUGAGAAAAAGGCGUUUGAUGAUUCAAAAGCCGGUGUUAAGGGACUAGUUGAUGCUGGAAUUGUCGAUAUUCCACGAAUUUUUAUUAGGCCACCUGAUGAACUUGUUGAUGAAUUGAAUCAAUGCAAGUUACAGGUUCCAGUUGUGGAUUUCAGUGGCAUAGAAACUCAGGAUCGGCGUAAGAAGAUAGUUGAUGAAGUGAAGGAAGCAUCAGAGAAGUGGGGAUUUUUCCAGCUGAUAAGUCAUGGAGUUCCUUCGAGUGUUUUGGAAGGAAUGAUUGAUGGUACUCGUAAAUUUCAUGAGCAAGAUGUUGAAGUAAAGAAAGAGUACUAUUCGCGUGAUAGAACAACACGAAGAGUUAGAUAUGAGAGCAAUCUUCAUUUGUAUCAAUCACACACCGCGAAUUGGAGGGAUACGUUGAACAUUUCUAUGAUACUUACUGGUCAUAUUGAACCUGAAGAAAUACCGGUAGUUUGCAGGAAUGCAUCCAUUAAGUACAUCAAUUAUGUUAGAAAACUUGGAGACACACUUCUUAACUUACUAUCAGAAGCUCUUGGGCUAAAACCGGACUACUUGAAAGCGAUGGAAUGUGACAAAGGUAAAACAUUGGUAUGCCAUUACUACCCGGCAUGCCCACAGCCAGAGAUAACUCUUGGUACCGAUAAGCACACAGAUCCUGAUUUUCUCACCAUUCUGCUACAAGAUCAAAGUGGUGGCGCCCUGCAAGUCGUGCAUGAUAACCAAUGGGUCGAUGUUGAACCGAUUGAAGGAGGCUUGGUUGUUAAUAUUGGUGACUUUCUUCAGAUCCUAUCAAAUGACAAGUUUGUAAGUGUAAAUCAUAGAGUUGUAGCAAAUAAGAUAGGACCAAGGAUAUCAGUGGCAUGCUUCUUCCAUGGUGCUUUUGAACCUCCAAAGCUGUAUGGUCCAAUUAAAGAGCUCAUAUCAGAAGAAAAUCCCCUCCUGUAUAAAGAAUUUCUUGUGAAAGAUUACAUGGCUAAGUUUUUCUCCAGGCCAGUUCAUAAGUCUGGUCUUGAUCUUCUAAGAAUGUGA
Messenger RNA from Solanum stenotomum, 1068 nucleotides. RefSeq names its product deacetoxyvindoline 4-hydroxylase-like. The coding region runs from base 1 to 1068 and encodes 355 amino acids. The record is from RefSeq and is a predicted model, not a curated record. The transcript is spliced from 3 exons. Lineage: Eukaryota; Viridiplantae; Streptophyta; Magnoliopsida; Solanales; Solanaceae.